GGGACGCCACAUACACGUCACGUUGCUCAUGACGGUCAUUCGACUCAGGAAGCGCGUGGAGAGCAGGGUGAAUGUCAAAACAGAGACAAACGAAACUAACUAUCCGAGCUGUUAUAGAAACGCAAGUUUUUAUUCUCAUAUUUUAUUUUAUUAUAUCCAAAUUAACGUUAGUGGGUGUCAACGGCACAGGCAUUCAAAAGCGGAAGAAGCAGAGAUAAACAUCAUAAUCUGGUUCACUCUCUACACUAGGCUGACAGCAUGUCGCUCACAUUACAGCGGAUUCCUGCUUUCUCCUCGUCGUUAUUCUGUCGGUGUAGCUCGAAAUUUCUGGACCGACUCUGCAGUCGCAUGAUUUCCAAGAAAAUGAGAGUAUCUGAUGCGCUUGCAUGCAAAGAGACGGGCUCAGAUGUUAGAAUACAGGGCUGGGUUCGAUCGGUCAGGCCACAGAAAGACAAUCUCUUCUUACAUUUGAAUGAUGGAAGUUCACUGCAACCACUACAGGUUGUUGCCAGCUCACAACUGAACACCAGAGACCUCACGUUUGGCUGUGCUGUCGACAUUACCGGCACAUUAGAGAAGAGCCCAAAUAAGAGGCAAAACGUGGAGUUACAGGCUCAGAGUAUUAAAGUGGUUGGAGAAUGUAAUCCGAUGGACUUUCCUUUUAAGAUCAAGGAGCGUCAUCCUCUGGAGUAUAUCAGGCAGUUUCCUCACCUCAGAUGCAGAACUAAUGCCUUCAGCUCCAUGCUCAGGAUACGCAGUGAAGCUACAGCCGCAAUCCAGUCAUUCUUCAGGGAUCACGGUUAUGUGCAGAUUCACACACCAGUCAUCACCUCGAAUGACUGUGAGGGAGCUGGAGAGCUUUUCCAGGUCGAGCCUACAGGGGAUAAAAAGGACUCAGAUGACCCACAUUUCUUCUCUGUGCCAGCUUAUCUAACAGUCUCAGGACAGCUGCAUCUGGAGGUGAUGGCAGGGAUGUUUUACUGGAAUUUGAUACCGCAUGGCGAACGGAAAGACAUGCAUGAUCCUUUAAGUGCCUUUUCAGCUGUGUACACAUUUGGACCCACGUUCAGAGCAGAGAAUUCUCAAAGCAGGAGGCACUUGGCUGAGUUUUAUAUGGUAGAGGCAGAGAUCGCUUUCACAGAGUCACUAGAUGACCUUAUGAAGGUAAUGGAGGACUUAUUCAAGGCUGCCACAGAGCAUGUGUUUUCAAAUUGCACAGAGGAUGUGGAGUUAUUUCACAAACAUGUGGCACCAGGACAUCGGGAGCAAGUGGAUCCCAUGUUGAACAGAAAAUUUAAUGUCAUUUCUUACACCGAGGCGAUAGACAUUCUCAAGAGCAGCUCACAGAACUUCACAUUCAGCCCUGAGUGGGGCUGUGAUCUUCAGACUGAACAUGAGAAGUUCCUUGUUAAGCACUGCGGAAACACCCCUGUGUUUGUUGUAAACUAUCCCUACGAGUUAAAGCCAUUCUAUGCCAGAGAUAACCAGGACCACCCCAGACAUACAGCAGCUGCUGUAGACCUCUUGGUUCCUGGUGUCGGGGAGCUUUGUGGUGGAUCUCUGAGAGAAGAGAGACUACAUCUUUUAACCCAAAGACUAUCACAGGCUGGAUUGGAGGACACAUAUGCAUGGUAUCUACAGCUGAGAGAAUUUGGCUCCGUACCUCAUGGUGGUUUUGGGAUGGGGUUUGAGAGGUACCUGCAAUGCAUUCUGGGACUCAACAAUAUCAAAGAUGCGAUUCCAUUUGCAAGGUUCUCGCACUCCUGCCAGCUUUGAUGAAGUCUUAUAAAAUGAAAACAAUGACUGAAUGUGCUUUGUUAUUUUUUAUUUCUGAUGGAUGACAUUUUGAAGCUUGUUUUACAUUUCAAACGUGUUCUUUUUCUGAUCGACAUUUCAGGUCUUUAAGGCCGAAUCCCAAUACCAGUUUAGAGCCUGAAAUCCUCCCCUUGGUCCUUUAUAAAAAAAAAAA
This is a messenger RNA of Danio rerio (zebrafish), 1969 nucleotides long. NCBI's taxonomy places the organism in Eukaryota, Metazoa, Chordata, Actinopteri, Cypriniformes, Danionidae. The record is from RefSeq and is a predicted model, not a curated record.